Colletotrichum karsti is the source of this 1317-nucleotide messenger RNA. RefSeq names its product nad binding rossmann fold-containing protein. Bases 1 to 1317 code for a protein of 438 amino acids. Gene Ontology annotation, molecular function: nucleotide binding. The record is from RefSeq and is a predicted model, not a curated record. The transcript is spliced from 6 exons. Lineage: Eukaryota; Fungi; Ascomycota; Sordariomycetes; Glomerellales; Glomerellaceae.
AUGAAGUCCACCCUCGCCGUCCUUUUCGCUGUCAUUGGCGGCUCUUUUGCCAUGCCUACCGAGGUCAUCUUAGUGGAUACCUCGAAGGGCGCCGAGGUCCAGCGCCAGCAAGUCGAGCCACAACCGGCCCAUCUUGACGCCAUCAACGUACAGGUCUAUCUCAGCGGAGGCGCUGCUACUAUGCAGUGUGAUGUUGGUGUUGUUGGCUACGGCUUCGCCGCCAAGAGCUUCCACCUGCCCUUCAUCACGGCCGACAAGGAUUACGAAGUCAUCGCCAUCUUGCAGAGAGCCGAAGCCCCGAAGGACAUUUCUUCAGCGCCUGCCGGUUCUCACUGCAAGGUCGACUUCCCCAACAUCAGACAUUACCGCACCGCCGAGGAUUUCUUCGCCGACGCCGACAUCCAGCUUGUUGUUGUUGCUACUCACACUGAUACACACGCAUCGUUUGCUGAGAAGGCGUUGUUGGCUGGAAAGCAUGCCAUUGCCGACAAGCCUUUCGCGAGAUCAUCCGAAGAAGCAGACCGUGUUAUCAAGAUUGCCAACGAGAAGGGACUGAUCUUGACUUGCUUCCAAAACCGCAGAUGGGAUGGCGAUUUCCAAACACUGCGAAAGCUGGUGAAGGCGGAUGCUCUUGGUGACAUCAAGGAAGCUGAGAUUCACUAUGACUUUGAGUCGCCACCAUGGCUCAGCAUGAUGAACAAGAAGGAGUACACCCCCGGUGAUGGAAUGGCUUUUGGUCUUGGAACACACAGCAUUGAUCAGGCAGUGACAUUGUUCGGCCGACCCAAGUCCGUGACUGGCUUUUUCAGAGCUCAGCGCGGCAUUGACAGCGAGGUCGAGGACUCUUUCACCAUUGUCCUUCAGUACGACGGUGCGCAGAAGGACCUUCUCGUCACGGUCAAGACGUCGGUCACAACGCCUUUGUCUCAGCAACUGAAGCAUCUGGUCCGUGGAACCAAGGGCUCGUGGAUCAAGUUCCAACAGAGAAGCACCUGCCCCCAGGAAGAGCAAAUCGCGGAAGGUCGCAGCCCGCUCGAGCCGGGAUUCGGCGAAGAGCCCGCUGAACUGCGCGGCACUCUGACAACUUACAAGGAGUUUGAUGGGAGCGUCCAGAAGUUCGACGAGGCGACCAAGAAGUACGUCGGAAAGUACCCGAGCAUCACCGGUCGCUGGCUGGGCAUUUACGAGAACUUGGCCGAUGCCAUCAACGGCAAGGCCGAGCUCGAGGUGAAGGCUACGCAGUCGCGGGAUGCGAUCAGGAUCAUUGAGCUGGCGAGAGAGUCUCACAACACCGGGGCAACUGUCGCUUGGAAGUAA